Erigeron canadensis is the source of this 2868-nucleotide messenger RNA. RefSeq names its product F-box/kelch-repeat protein At1g57790-like. Lineage: Eukaryota; Viridiplantae; Streptophyta; Magnoliopsida; Asterales; Asteraceae. The coding region runs from base 980 to 2035 and encodes 351 amino acids. The record is from RefSeq and is a predicted model, not a curated record. The transcript has 2 exons.
UUGUUUGUUGUUUAUUAUAUCAAACAUUGAAAAUUUAUUAGAUGAUGAUUAUUUUUUAAUUUUUUUUGAGCGGUUAGUCUAGGUUGCUAAUUCGCUAUAUUAUUUUUUAGUAAAAUCUUUUUUCUUUUAUUUUGAAUGAUUAUUAUGGAGCAUAAUGAUGAUGAUGAUGAGGUGUGUAGUGAUUAUAACAAUAAAUUACCUCCUUUAUCCGCAAAAUACCCAUGGUUUGUUGUUCAAAAUUUGGAAGACCCAGCUGUUCUCCACCUUACACGACCCGUUGCUUAAGCAUCAAUGUCGAAUCCUUGAGUUGUCCGGGAAACGUAUCCGAGGCUGUUUCCAUGGAUGGAUCACUCUCUCCAACCAUCCACACAACGAUAUGUGGUCUCUUUGGAACCCGUCAACUGGUAACAUCAUGUCACUCCCUCCUUUGAUUUUAAAAGAUGGAGAUUAUGAUUCUAUCGAUCCGAGAAUGUUGUUUGUCUGCUCAUCCUGAUAAUCCAAAUUCAGUCCUCCUCUUAUUAGUGAUGUCCAAUAAGCGUGCCUUUGUUUUUUGUCAACUAUCCCCCAAAAGAAAGAAAAGCCUUAGAAAAAAGCCGAGAUGGACUCAGAUGUCAUAUGCUUACCAACUCAAGAGAAUUACCCUAAAUGGUCAUUUAAUACAUAGUCUAACUUGUUGCAAUGGUCAUGUAUUUGCUUUGUGUACCGACAGUCAUAUUAAUAAAUUUGUCAUACGGGUUGAAAUUGUAGUUAAGGACAGAGAAGUUGUGAUAAAACUAUUAGCCUUUGGAGGAGGUCCUAUUCGUCGUGACUUCUAUCCUUGGUCCGAAUACCUCUAUUUUUUGACGGGAACUUGUGAUGAGUUAUUUUACAUUAUAGUUGGUUUCCGUACAAGUCACAAAAUACCUAGUGAUGUGUAUUUGUUUAAAUUAGACAUGACUAGUAUAAACUGGAAAGUUUGGAAUGUCUCAAAGACUGGGACAUGACUGGUGUGGUAACAUGGGAUGAUGAAUGCCAUUACCACAAUGACUUGAAAAUUAGUGGAGAGUUAUGGGAAGAAGUGCAAGACCUUAGUGACACCAUAUUUGUCGUGGAUAUUGCCCGUGAGAUCUCGGAGUUUUACAACCCUGCAAUUGCCUCGGAGUUAGGGGGUUAUAUUCACAUUCAUGACAAAACGGAAAAGGUAAUAUAUUCGUAUCACCUGAAUGAUAAAACCAUUGUUCGAUCUCCCAUGCCUUCUUCCGUGCUUCCAUCAAGCCACAUAUCAAUGUGGGAGUGCCGGUUAGAAGAUGAAGGUAGAGAAGCCAAAUUCAUAGUGGAUUCUAAACAAGAAAAGGAUGAGACAGUGGUUGCUUUAAUUACAGACAAUGUUGUUGAAGCUAGUGAAUCUCGCCUGCUUGAUAUUCCGCUUGAUGUCCUGGAGAUGAUUAUGAAGCUUUGUGUUGGCGUGGAAUACAUGAACUUCCGUGCUACAUGCACGCGUUGUCAUCUGGCUGCACCUCUGAUACAAUGGCGCAACCAAAAAGCAUUACAUAAUUAUUCCUUUGUUUCGCCUUCGCUGAUGGUUGUAGACCAAAUUCGAGGCAUUAUCACUUUCACAGAUCCGAUGAUGGGUGAUAGAUACUUUAUGAGAUGUCCACAUUUAUCGAUCUUCGAUGAAGCAAUAUGUUGCUCCAGGUUUGGUUGGUUGCUGUUUAAGAACAGUAAUUUAUGCCCUACAUUUUUUAACCCCUUCACAAAUGAUCUCCUUGAGCUUCCAUGCCAGUAUUAUUAUAUAUAUAAGUUAUGGUUCUCAGCCCCACCUACUUCUUCUGAAUGUAUGGUUGUUGGAUUUUCAUCUAAAAAAAUUGUCAUCCUUAAUGUAGCCCUAGAACAAACCUGGCGGGUGUUUGAUUUAGACCCAAAAGAUCUAAUACUAAGUUCAGUUUUGUUUCCAACAUUCCACAAUGGAGAUCUUUAUACUUUGUUUUCGAGGGGACAACUUAGGGUGUUCAAAGAUUUAAGUGAAGCUGAUAUCUCAGAAACAUUUCAAAGCUGAAGUCCCAAGAAGUUGUAGCUAUCUCUGGCACGGUAUUUUUUGGUGAAAUGUGACCAACAUCUUUUACUAGUCGUUAUGGUCGGCGUUGGAGAACCCAUAGAGGUAUUCAAGCUGACUGAUUCUAAAGAAUGGGAGAAAGUAAAUGGUGUAGGAAAGCAUAUGAUUUAUAUUUGUGAUACAACAUGUCUCUGCGUUGAAGCUAAAACACCCGAAAUGGAGAACAAGAUCUACCUUGCAGAAACGGCAAACAAGAAGGUAGUGUUUUAUUCACUUGAAACAUGCACGUAUUACACAUUCAAUGGCAAAAGUAUUCAAGAAAAAUUAGGGGAUGUCCUCACAACCAAAUAUCUUUCCGCUCAUACUUGGAUUGAACCAAGUUUGUCACCUUCUUACGCCUCAAAAGAAGAAGAGGAAGAAAAGCACUUGAGUUAUGCACAGUUUCCUCUCAACAAUGUGAUCUAACUGCAGUUUAGGAUCAAACUGUUUUUAAGGUUAUCCUAAUGAUGUAGCCGAGCAAGUGAAGUCGACUAUACGUCCUACUCACCUAUUGAGAUAAGCAUGUGUCCAGACCAGGGACUAAGUGCGCUAAGGUAUCUCUCAAGGUUCAAAUAGCUACCUGACUUCCUUAUCAGUAUCAUUUUUAUGCUAUGUAACAACUAUAUAGGGCAUUCUAAAACGUGUUUCUCCAUUUUUAUAUUUCAGUUUUGUAUUAUUAUUAUUCAUUCUGUACCUUUGAUAAAGGAAGAUUUUAAGGAGCAAAUAUUUACAUGUUCCUGACCCUAAUUGCAUAAGUGACAUUGAUUUCUAAUUUCAGCUGCUACUUUGUUUUGGAA